AAUGAAUCGAUUGUAAGUAGUGGAAACGCGAAAGACUCGCAAGGAAGAAUCAUGUCGAGAAAGUGGUUGUCAAAUUUUACCCUGGCCGGGAUCAUCAGGCUGCUAAUGAUGAAUUCCGAGUACCAGAAAAUCAUCAGCGAUCGCGUCGAGGUGUCGACCGCCUUAAACUCCUGGAAAAGAGUAACCGAAGGAGUGUAUCUGCACAAAUUCGGCAUAGAUCCUUACGAAGGAGAUCUGUUUCACGAGACUCCGAUCGGCUUAUAUGUCUUCAACUUGAUGCAGGAAUAUUUACCUCAGUGGGCAUUAUUUCUGCUAUUUGUUGUCGUUGAUCUAACAACCGCUCUGUGCCUCGCUCUUACUGCAAAACAUUAUGCAAUCGAAUUGGCAACAAAACGAAAAAAGCAAAAGGAGAAGAAUGAGAAACUUAACAAAGACAUUCCAAGCAGUUCUGCUCUAUAUGUUUCUGCAGCAUAUCUGUUCAACCCAUAUAUAAUAUUGAACUGUGUUGGUCUGACGACCACAGUUUUUACCAACCUACUUUGCUCGAUCGCAUUAGUAUCAAUGACAAAACGCUCCGUGCUCUGGAGUUGUAUGCCAAUAGCAUUACUGACGUUGCAAGGACUCUAUCCUGCGUCGCUGAUGGUACCGGCAACGAUUUACGUCGCCAGUACGGCGAAGAGCAGGAAGGUCAGUAUUAUUACAAUGCUAGUCACAUUCACGAGCAUCCUGGCGGCCCUAGUCGCCAUUUCUUACUGUAUCAUGGGAAGUUGGUCAUUCCUGUGGAGUACCAUUGGCUUCAUUCUAAUUGUUCCCGAUUUGCGUCCGAAUAUUGGGCUGUAUUGGUACUUUUUCACGGAGAUGUUCGAACACUUCAGAUGGCUUUUCAUCGCGUCCUUCCAGAUAAACGUCGGUUUACUAUAUAUAGUUCCUCUAGCCUUGAGAUUACGACGCGAUCCAAUGUUACUGGCGUUUUCAUAUCUAGCGAUAGCUGCUAUAUUCAAGUCCUAUCCAUGCAUCGGAGAUGUUGGCUUUUAUAUAUCUUUACUGCCACUGUGGAAGCACUUGUUUCAACAUAUGCAACAGGGAUUCAUUGUAGGUUGUUUUAUACUAUUUUGCACGGUCUUCGCUCCUACUGUGUGGCAUCAAUGGAUCUAUUCUAGAUCAGCGAAUGCCAAUUUCUACUUUGGAGUAACAUUGGCAUUUGCCAUAGCACAAAUCUUUCUCCUCACGGACAUCCUAUUUGCCAGCGUGAAGUACGAAUUUGCAGUUCAGUACGGUAUCAAUAAAAAGGUUAAUGGAAAUGAGGCUAAGCUGCUACUUGAAUGAAAUAGGCUUUCUAUUGAAAUGUAUAAUACUUUAUCAAUGAACGAUGACAAGU
Pogonomyrmex barbatus (red harvester ant) is the source of this 1378-nucleotide messenger RNA. It is a transcript of the gene PIG-U, whose product is annotated as phosphatidylinositol glycan anchor biosynthesis class U. Gene Ontology annotation, biological process: attachment of GPI anchor to protein. Lineage: Eukaryota; Metazoa; Arthropoda; Insecta; Hymenoptera; Formicidae. The record is from RefSeq and is a predicted model, not a curated record. Gene Ontology annotation, cellular component: GPI-anchor transamidase complex; membrane.